GGAUCAGCUGAGAGCGGCUGGAGCAGGCGGAAGAGCCCGGGGAUUUGGGGAGGCCCGCUGAGUGCUGCUGCAAGAGCGAGAGGCCAUGGCUUCCAUUCUGGACGACUACCAGGACUCCAUCUCCAACAUGGCCUCUUCGCAGCAGAUCCGCGGCAGCCUUGGCAUCCCGCACACCGGUUAUGUGACUGCUCGGCUGGAAAAGGAGACUCACAUUUUCAACAAACAGAGAAUUGACUUCACCCCGCCUGAGAAGAUCAACAGCCUAGUGGUCUCCUCUAACCAGCUAUGUAUGAGUCUUGGGAAAGACAUAAUUUUUAGGCUUGAUCUGGCCAAGGCAGAUGAGCCUAACCAAGUAGAACUUGGACGAAAGGAUGAAGCCAGAGUUUACAAGCUGUUCCUGGACCACACAGGUUCUCACCUUGUCAUUGCCCUGAACACCAGCGAAUGUGUCUAUUUGAACCGAAAUGCUCAGAAGGUGCGACCCCUGUCUCGCUGGAAAGGUCACUUGAUUGAAAGUGUGGGUUGGAACAAGUUCUUGGGUUCAGAGACCAACACAGGCCCUAUUUUGGUGGGAACAUCCCAAGGCCACAUCUAUGAAGCUGAGAUUUCUAUCAAUGAGGGUGGUCUCUUUGGUACUACUCCUGACCAGUACUUCCGCUUCAUUUAUAACUUGGAGGAGGAGGCAGGCCCGACUCCAGUGUGUUGUCUAGAGAUAGAACGAGGAAUUGAUGGGAAAUGUUUUAUCAUUGCCACCACUCAUAAGAGACUCUUCCAGUUUGUUGGCAAGAUUCCAGAAGGGGCUGAUCAACAAGGCUUUGGAGCUAUAUUUAGCAUGCCUUCCAAUCACCUGCCUGGGUUCCGUGAGUUUCCAGCCAGCUUGGGCUACAGUGAGAUAGCAUUCUACACUCCAAAGCUUCGCUCUUCUCCAAAUGCUUUUGCGUGGAUGAUGGGAAAUGGUGUCCUGUAUGGAUCACUGGACUAUGGACGUCCUGACUCUAUUCUGAGUGAUGAGCAAGUCUGGGAGUACCCUUCUGAUGUAGACAUUUCAGUCAACAAGCCCAUCUCCAUAGUGCUCACACAGUUCCAUUUCCUGCUGCUGUUUCCUGACCAAGUGAAGGCUGUCUGCACUCUGAAUGGGCAAGUUGUCUUCCAGGAUGUGUUCCUGGAUAAGUUUGGCUCAUUGACCCGUAUGAUCAAAGAUCCCUCAUUUGGACAAAUCUGGAUUCACACAGAAAAGGUGGUGUUUCGGUACAAUGUACAGCGAGAGUCCCGAGAUGUGUGGAAAAUGUACAUGAACAUUAACAAGUUUGAUUUGGCCAAAGAGUACUGCAAGGACCGUCCUGAAUGUCUGGAUGUUGUCCUUGCAAAGGAGGCUGAACACUGCUUUCAGAACAAGAAAUUCCUUGACAGUGCUAAGUGUUAUGCUUUGACCCAAAAUUUUUUUGAGGAGAUCGCCCUUAAAUUUAUUGAGGCCAAGCAGGAAGAAGCAUUGAUGGAAUUUCUUCUUAGGAAGCUGGCUAGCUUGAAGUCCUCUGAGAAGACUCAGUUAACUCUGCUGACCACCUGGCUGACAGAACUCUACUUGAAUCGCCUGGGAAUGCUGGAAGGGGAUCCCUUGAAACAGGCCCUCUAUUUGAAGACUCGGGAUGAUUUCCGCAGCUUUUUGGGUAGCCCCAGAAAUAAAGACUGCCUGUUCAACAACAGAGCAACCAUUCAUGAGCUGUUAGCCAGCCAUGGGGACACGGAAAAUAUGGUGCACUUCGCUGUCCUCAUGCACGAUUAUGAGCGGGUGAUAGCCCAUCACUGUCAGCAUGACAACUACAGUGCAGCCCUAAAAGUCUUGUCCAAAAUCAAGGAUGAGGCCCUUUUUUACAAAUUCUCUCCCGUCUUGAUCCAGCAUAUCCCCAAGUUGGUGGUAGACGCUUGGAUCGAAAUGGGCAAGCAGUUGGAUGCACGGAACCUCAUCCCUGCCCUUGUCAAUUACAGUCAGAGCGGCAGCACCCAGCAGAUCAGUGAAGCCAUUCGAUACCUGGAAUUCUGCGUUUAUGAGCUGAAGGAAACGCACCAAGCCAUUCAUAACUACCUGUUGUCCCUUUAUGCUGUGUGUGAUCCUAAAUCGCUGUUGAUCUAUCUAGAAAAUGCAGGAUCCUACUCGGACAAGAUCCACUGUGACCUGAAGUAUGCGCUUCGGCUCUGUGCAGAACAUGGCCACCACCAAGCAUGUGUCCAUGUGUACAAAGUUAUGGAGAUGUAUGAGGAGGCAGUGGAUCUAGCUUUGCAGGUGGAUGUAGAUAUGGCAAAGUCCUGUGCAGAUCUCCCUGAAGAGGAUGAGGAACUGCGGAAGAAGCUUUGGCUGAAAAUUGCUCGGCAUGUGGUCCAGGAAGAGAAGGAUGUUAAGAAAGCCAUGGUCUGCCUUUCCAGUUGCAACCUGUUGAAGAUAGAAGAUGUUCUGCCAUUCUUUCCAGACUUUGUCACUAUCGACCACUUCAAGGAAGCCAUUUGCAACUCUCUAGAGGCUUACAACAAGCACAUAGAAGAGCUGAAGACAGAGAUGGAGGAAGCAACGCAGAGUGCCAGGAGAAUUCGGGAAGACAUUCAGGAGAUGAGAAAUAAAUAUGGGUCUGUGGAGUCCCAGGAAAAAUGUGCAGCAUGUGACUUUCCACUUUUAAACCGCCCCUUUUAUCUCUUUCUCUGUGGCCACAUGUUCCACUAUGAUUGUCUUCUCCAGGAGGUUUAUCCAAAUUUGCCUGCCUAUAAGCAGGCUAAACUGGAGGACCUUCAGAAGAAGCUUUCGGCCACAAGUCAACCAUCCAAAUCCCACCAUCGCCCUAAAGAUGCGGACAUGUCUGGCCAAGGAAAGGGCCAGCCAAGUCGAGAACAGAUGAAAGCUGACAUUGACGAUAUUGUGGCAGCUGAAUGUGUGUACUGUGGGGAGCUAAUGAUCCGUACCAUUGACAAGCCUUUCAUUGAUCCACAGAGAUAUGAAUCGGAGAUGCAGAGCUGGCUAUAGGGCCAGUGUGUCCCUGCUUAUGAGCAUGAAGCUGCCUGCAGAGCAUGUGUAUUGGCAGCUGAACUCUGGGCAUCUUAAAGCAAAUGACUUCUCUAGAGAUCUGAAAAAGUGUUACAUGAUCCUCAAUAUCUGUAGAGCAUUACAUUAGUCCUGCAGAGUGGGGAGUCAGUGAUGAUCCUGGUUUCUUGAGGCGUGUUGGCUUCCAGCAAAUAUACUACAGCUCUGAGAGGCACCCUACCUGCUUUGUAUAUGGGAUUUAUUUAGAGUGUUUCCCCACUGCAAAGACUGAAUGGGAUUUUAUUUCAUCGAGAAAGAAAUGGAAACAGUGGCUUGUGAACCGUUUUCCAAAUUUCUGUAAAGAAUUUGGCAAUGGUGGGGAUGCCUAGUUGCAUAAUCCUUUAUUCUUUUCAAAUGUGAAACUUCUUCUUUUGUUAUCCUUUUGUAAUGGGGGGGAGUCCAUUUUCUGUUUCUAUAACAUUAAAGGAAGAAAUUAUGCAUAAACUCCUGUUGCUGAAUGCGCAUCUUUUUGCAUUACUGUGACGUGAAACUUCAUUCUCCAUGUAAAUGCUACAUUUUUAUUCAGGUCUUUUGGGAUUGUAUUGUCCUUUUUUCCUGGUUUCCUGAAGGUGUUAUUUUGGGCAGCUGUACAUUAUUGAAUUUCCCGCAGGGUUUCUUCGUUUUGUUCAAAGUAAAUAGAAUAAAUUAUGGCACUAUGAUUGA
Messenger RNA from Eublepharis macularius, 3730 nucleotides. It is a transcript of the gene VPS18, whose product is annotated as VPS18 core subunit of CORVET and HOPS complexes. Gene Ontology annotation, biological process: endosome to lysosome transport; intracellular protein transport; lysosome organization. The coding region runs from base 86 to 3010 and encodes 974 amino acids. Gene Ontology annotation, molecular function: protein-macromolecule adaptor activity. The transcript has 5 exons. Gene Ontology annotation, cellular component: endosome; HOPS complex. NCBI's taxonomy places the organism in Eukaryota, Metazoa, Chordata, Lepidosauria, Squamata, Eublepharidae. The record is from RefSeq and is a predicted model, not a curated record.